UUAAAAUUUAACACUAAAAUAUAAAUUUGUUAUAGUUUUUGAAAGAAAUUCCUCAAAAUGUCUGACUUCAAAUUAUUAAAUCGAGUAAAAAAAAUGAAACUGAGAAAAGCGUUGAUCGGUGCACAAGUCCAACGGUUAAUGGCUGAGCUACCCACAUACACCCCUGAAGAAUUACGUCGGCUACAAAUGCCAUACCAUGAAGCUUUAUAUUGUGAAAUGACGGAAAAUGGCUAUUACGAAAGUGUUUAUUAUAUAAAAAGAUUAAUUGAGUACCAGGAGGAAAGACGAGUGGAGAAUGGAUUAGAAACCUCUAUGGCGAAUAAACCGAGAUUGCUUCACUCUAAACAUAUUCUUGAUAAGCUUAUGGUUGGAUUUAGUAAAGCCGAACAAUUUUCGCAACAGAAUGAAUUCUACAACGAAGCUAAUCAAUAUUUGCAUAUGGCUCACGAGUUCUGCUUUCUAAUAGAGGAUUGGGAGUGGCUGGGAGAAGAGAUUCUUAUUAAGUGUUUGAAGAGUUGCAAAAAGCUAGUUGGUUCGGAACGUGAAAUAGAAGGAAUAUGUCGGUUUAUGUAUGGCAAAUUUAAACUUAAUACAACUGAGAAUAUAGAUACGGCGAUCGAACAUUUUGAACUUUGUCGCAUAAUUUGUGAAGGUCAACACUGGAGAGUAAGACACUUCUUUCCAGAAUAUACGUUCCCUUUAUCGGAAGAAGUAUGCUUGACAUUGUAUAAAGCAUACUAUGAAAAAGCUAAGCAGUUGUUACGAGUGUAUCCAAAGAACGCAGGAAAAUAUGCAAUGCUAGCUAAGAAACGAGCAGUUCAAGCAUGCUUUGCGGAGGGUAUGACAGAAUCUCUAUUAUUAAAAGGCAUUACCGAUAUGGUAGACAAUAAUCUGAAAACAGCUAUCCAAUCUAUAUUGGCAGGAUUAAAUAUACAACUAAAACAUUCAAAGGACCCAGAUCCAAGACUAAAACUAGCCGUAGAUUGUUUGCGUAAAGGAAAAACAAUUGCUGCUUUGGAAAUUUUGAUAGUCUUGAAAGACAGUUUGAACAUCAAGGGGUUACCGUAUUUCAUAGCUCAGGCGUAUAGAUAUCUGGGGGAGAUUAAAUUAGGCAAAGGUGAAGCUGCCGAAGCCACUCCACUUUUAAAUAUGUCUUUGAAUAUAUUUUUGGAGUUAGAUAUGUUCAAGGAAAUUGAGCAAUUACGAACACUCGCUGCGAUAUCAGCUGGACAAGAACUAAUGUCUAAAUAUACAGACUUAAUUAUAAAAUGUGGACGUAAGGGUCGAGAAGGUACGGAAUAUUUAUCUAGGUUGGUACGAUGGAAAGGAACCAGAGAACCAUUUUGGAAUGAGGAUGAAAUUAGUUUGCCAUCCGGUGAUUCAAAGAGUUUCGAGUUGGGGUCCAAUAUUUCGGAGGUAGUUCCAUCGAUUGUGACGGAAACGAUUAGUUUGGAAUAUUCUGAUGAGGAGAAUGUUUCUACUGAAACUGAUCUUAUUUCUCGUGUGUCAUUCUUCCUUGAGAUGACGAAAAAAAUAGAACAGACUGAUGUUAAAUCUGAGGAAACGGUAGCAAAAGAAGAGGAAGUUGAGGUUAUAAAAGAACAAAUAGAAGAAGAGAGUCUGCAUGUACCGAUUUCCAUUACAAACUCAUGGAUGGAAGUUGAUCCGUACUAUGGUAAUUUUACAGGUGAUUUUGUUAUACUUAAGGAUAUAAUUAUUGAGGGAGAAGGCGAAGAACCCCCUUCACAAAACGUUUGGAAAUACGAUGAAACCGAUAUGACUAAAGAAGAGAUCCAUGAAUUGGCCACCCAAGAAGAAGAGGUGUCAGAAACAAAUAUAGUAGAAAUAAUGGCUUUUGAUCAAAAAGGUGAAACUAUGUCCGAAAGUACAUUAGUCACAGGUGCUGAUGAUGAAAUAUCAAAUGUAAUGGGAGAUCAUGGGAAAACAGAUGAAGUUGUCACAAUUGAUGAAGUAUCCGAUGACCAACUAUAAGGUUUAUUCAUAUUUCUUUUAUUAUAAUUCUCCCUUCAAAUAAAAUAAAAAUGUAUAUUAGCAUUUACGUUGUAGUAGCCGCAAUAAAAAUUCUUAUAUUAA
Messenger RNA from Aethina tumida (small hive beetle), 2094 nucleotides. RefSeq lists its product as uncharacterized. The transcript has 8 exons. Lineage: Eukaryota; Metazoa; Arthropoda; Insecta; Coleoptera; Nitidulidae. The record is from RefSeq and is a predicted model, not a curated record. Bases 58 to 1992 code for a protein of 644 amino acids.